Cetraspora pellucida is the source of this 1140-nucleotide messenger RNA. Lineage: Eukaryota; Fungi; Glomeromycota; Glomeromycetes; Diversisporales; Gigasporaceae. The record is from the annotation of a GenBank genome assembly.
AUGAUUCGUGUUACCUGGGACAUGAUUAAUGAUAAAAGCGCAGUUUGGAUUUUUUUAACGUUUGAUGUAUUGAAAAUGAGUUCUUCCAAGGACAAAGAACAAGUAGUAAAACGGAGUAAAGAAACCUUUGCUUAUAAGUUUUGGCAAGAAUUUCAGGAAGAGCGAGGAGGUAAGAAUAUCUAUAAGAAAACAUAUGUGCAAGAUACAAUACAAGGGUCCAUGAAUGAAUUAUCACAAAAAUCAAGAUCAUCAAUUCCUUCAUUGUGUGAUGGAUUAUUACAGCGUAUAAGUGAGCUUGAAAAAAAAACUACAGAUGCUUCAAGAUUUUUACCUCCUUACGACCAAAGGCAGUCAAUUUUGGCAGAAUUGACUCCGAAGAACAAAUUUUCGUUUAAAUCGAGAAAAACAACGGGUUCAACAGAAAAAAGUGUGUCAGCUGAAUCGAACAAAAUCAUAAACAAUGACUUGGAAGUUGUUACUUCACAUAAUGAAAUUGUUCCUACUAUCACGUCACUUAAUCAAAACUUCCAAACAGUGACUCUAGAUAAUAAACAAAAUUGCUAUAUCAGUGUGAAGUCAUAUUUAACAAAUCUGGAAAAGUCAGAAGAAAAAGUAAUGGAUUUUCAAAUUUCGAAUUUAGACCAUUGUAUUGUGAACCUUGUAAAUUCUAAUGUAGUUAUAGGUGCGAUACAUAUUAAAGGAUUGAAGGAUACUAUUAUAAUGGCAGGUCCUGUUAGAAGCUCGAUUUUGAUUUAUGACUGUGAGAGAUGUGUGUUCUUGAUCGGAUGCCAUCAGUUCCGAAUGCAUACAUCCAGGCAAAUGACUAUUUAUCUUCACACAACAAGUCACCCCAUAAUCGAAGAUUGCCAUAAUAUUUUGUUUGCACCUUAUACAUUAUCGAUUCCUGGCUUGGGCAAUAUGUUUGAGGCGGCUAAGUUAGAUCAAAAUAAUAACAAAUCUGAUAAGGUCGAAGACUUUAAUUGGUUAAAACAACAGGCAUCUCCUAAUUGGCGAACUGUUUCAGAAAAUAAAAUACUUAAGGAUUGGCCAUUUCUUCAUACCGAUGAUUCAGAUGGUACUACGGAAGAAACUGUCUCAAAUGUGUUGAAUGAAAUUUUAGAGUCCCAAUUAAUUUCUUGA